UCCACCAACAGAAACGUUUCUUCCUCAGAACGGGGUUUGCUUCUACACAACAUUCUGUAGUAGCUGUGCCAUCUGCAAUCGAUAUGGAAGCGACACUUCAAGUCGUCUGAACCGCUCUUAAAGGAAUACAAUGUCCCAUUUGAACGACUCAAACUCUUACCCAGACGGGUAUAGGGCUCUAAACACAAGUGAAUUGCAGGAGCUUUUAAAAAAUGAAGACAAAAUGGACCAAAUUGUCAGACUGAAUGAAAAGUUUCAGGAGCUGCUGGUGGACAGAGACACCCUGCUGACCUCCAAUCGAAGCUUGGCCGAGGAGAGCCUCACUCGGCGACCCUACCUCAACAAUGGCAAACUCCAGCUGUCUGAGAAGUACGGGGAGCUAUCCAAUUUGGCCACUGUCUGCCAGGAAAAGCAGUGCCGGUUGGAGGCCCACAGACAGAAGCACAGUCUGCAAAUGGUGCAGAACCUUCUCCAAGAGGAGGUGGCACGUGCUGAGGAACAGUCUGAGGACAUCCUAGAGAAAUUCAUGGAGGGGAACAUGCCCUUGGAGGAGUUCAUGGACUCCUUCCAAAGCUCCAGGAAGUCCUACCACAUCCGCCGGGCGCAAGCAGAGAAAAUCCAAGAGCUCAGCCGGGCCAAGCGGCAGACGAACAAAGCCAAGACAGCGGAGGAGCAGGAGGAAAGAGAGGAGAGAGAGAGGGAGGUGAAAAUGGAACAGGAGCCUCAUCGUCCCAAUGGCUUUGUGGCCAAGGGCCCACCCCGGGUCUUCCAGCUCCGCUACGGCCUCACCCCAGCGAUCCUGCUGCCCCACUUCCCCCUGCCUCCCCCCUCCACCGCCACUUCUCCCUCUGUCCCCACCCACCACGGCAGUCUACCUCCGCUGGACCCUCAGCCGGGCCAGCCACAUAUCCUGAGCUCCAGUGCCUCGCUGUCUGGGCACGGCCAGCCCGUGGGCCUCAGGGUCAUUGGACAGAUUCCUGGUGGCUGGCCAGUCAAUGGGAGGCCAGUGCGGUUACAGCAGCUCUACAGGCCCAACCCCCACCACCCAGAGCCCCCUUAUCGAUAACUAGGCCAAAGGUUGGACCCAGUGGUCACCUCAGACAUGGAACCAAACAAUGGGUGCCAGACUCAUGCACGCAAACGGCAGGCUCUCACAGCCUUUUGUGGAAUUGAUCUGAAACAUACGUCCACCAACCAUGACACACAAAUGUAAACAUACCUAAAAAAAAUGGGAGAACAUGGGAAGCCAUUAAACGUGUGUAAGUGUAGCCACGAGAGAUAUUGAUUGAGUGAUCGAAUGAACAAAUAGACAGUGGGUUUUUGUUGUUGACGGUUUUAUUUUUAUUUGAAUGUCACGCUGUCAGGGAGAUGCAGGGUUGUGAAGCACAGCCGUGGUGGGGAACUGUCCCAGAUGGGCUAGUCUCAUCAGCUUGUCAUAAAGGACCUCCUUGUCCAUUCAUAUGUCUGAGAACUGGAAGGCUUUUUGAAAUGGCUUGGUGUCGUUUUUGCUGAUGAUCAAUAAAGUCCAAAUCAAGGUGUUUUACUAUG
Osmerus eperlanus (European smelt) is the source of this 1548-nucleotide messenger RNA. RefSeq names its product VPS37D subunit of ESCRT-I (gene vps37d). The coding region runs from base 131 to 1066 and encodes 311 amino acids. Gene Ontology annotation, biological process: ubiquitin-dependent protein catabolic process via the multivesicular body sorting pathway; protein targeting to vacuole; protein targeting to membrane. The record is from RefSeq and is a predicted model, not a curated record. Gene Ontology annotation, cellular component: ESCRT I complex. The transcript has 4 exons. NCBI's taxonomy places the organism in Eukaryota, Metazoa, Chordata, Actinopteri, Osmeriformes, Osmeridae.